UUAAGCUGUCUCCUCAUUCUCCACCGUUCACAAGCUCUCUCCGGCGGCAGAGAUGGCCUGGACUCUGUUCUCUCCUCCACACACUCUGACUCUCCCUUUCUCUGCCUUAAACAAGAUCGCCGGAAUCAACAGCUACCGGAAUUAUGGCCUGAGAAGUGAAAGAACGAAGAAAUUCAUCACAGCCAGUGCUACAGACAAAAACAACGAGAAAAGCACAGAGCAGGAGGACAAAGGAUAUACUCCGUUUGGCUUCGUCACUGACAAUCCUUCCAGCCGGAGCGCCAUUCAGCUUCCCGAAACCCCCGCCGAGGAUGGCAACGUCGGCCAAAUGCUCUACAGGAUAGAAGACAAAGGAAAGGAGUAUGGCUCUUACAUCAAAUCUGGAGAGUUUGUAUGGUUUGUGAGAGAAACUGGAUCUCCUGCGAGCAGACGGGGAACAAUUGUUUUCCUACAUGGUGCCCCAACACAAUCUUAUAGCUAUCGGGUUGUUAUGUCUCAGAUGUCCGAUGCGGGUUUUCACUGCUUUGCACCUGAUUGGAUUGGAUUUGGUUUCAGUGACAAGCCACAACCUGGAUAUGGGUUUGACUACACAGAGAAGGAGUUCCAUGAGGAAUUUGAUAAACUGUUGGAGGUCCUGGAGAUCAAAUCUCCUUUCUUUCUGGUGGUUCAGGGGUUUCUUGUAGGUUCAUAUGGACUGACAUGGGCCUUGAAAAAUCCUAGCAAGAUAUCAAAACUUGCAAUACUGAAUUCUCCUUUAACAAUUUCAUCUCCUGUUCCUGGAUUAUUUCAACAGCUAAGGAUCCCACUUUUUGGUGAAUUUACUUGCCAGAAUGCAGUCAUGGCAGAGCGCUUUAUUGAAGCAGGUAGCCAAUACGUACUGAAGCUGGAAAAAGCUGAUGUGUAUCGACUACCAUAUUUGGCAAGCAGUGGACCUGGCUUCGCAUUGCUUGAAACUGCAAGAAAGGUUAAUUUCAGAGAAAUUUUGAGCCAAAUAGCUGAUGGAUUUGCAUUAGAAAGAUGGGAGAAGCCUGUCCUACUCGCUUGGGGAAUAUCAGACAAGUAUCUACCUCAAUCUGUAGCAGAAGAGUUUCAGAAACGGAACCCCUCUGCAGUCAAUAUUAAAUUGAUUGAAGGUGCUGGACAUAUGCCACAGGAGGACUGGCCUGAGAAAGUUGUUGAUGCUUUGAGACUAUUCUUCUAAAAUUCCGGAAUCAAGAGGUCAUCAAAUUGGUCUUGCACAAUUUCUUAUAUAUACGGAAAUGCAGUUCAAUCUGACUUAAGGACACGGGCAUCCAAUUUAAUUUUUGUUGUUUGUAAACUUAAUGGUAAUUGGUUAAGGAUGUCCAUCUUAGUUAAUUGGAGAUAAGGAAGAGAGGGUUUUUCUCCAGCCUAUGCCUAAAUGGAACCUGUCGUGUACUUAAACAACUUAUUCAGUUGGGAAAAUGUAUGUUUUCCAGAGGACAUGACAAGUAUAAUUUUCACAUAUUAAUCUUCCUGGUUUUAUUUAUUUAUUUAUUUAUUUUACCUUCAUUGUAAUUUUUAACAUAUGACAAAUAAAUUAUCCUGUUUUUU
This is a messenger RNA of Rubroshorea leprosula, 1572 nucleotides long. Lineage: Eukaryota; Viridiplantae; Streptophyta; Magnoliopsida; Malvales; Dipterocarpaceae. The record is from the annotation of a GenBank genome assembly.